UACAAUGAGGUUACUUUGUUGGUCGUCAUAAUACAAAAAUAGCAGUAGCUAGCCGAGCGACUCGUCGGCAACCCUGAAGCAAGAGGCCAAACCAGUUAUGGCCUGCAUUCUGUGAAAACGUUAACGUAUUUUAUCCAGUUUAGCCCUAAUAGCUUCUGGGUACUGCUCUUUCCCAGUCGCGGCCCAUAAUCUUCGCGACAUUAUUGCACGGUUUACCAAGCUAGGCAUCUCCCAACAAUGUAUCGUUGCCAAAGCUCAAGUUUAAUAGCGUUAGUUGUGGCAACCUACGCUGUCGUGGGAGUUGCCACUUCGGGCGCCGGUGAUGUGGGGCGGCGUCUUGCUCUGAGGCAUCCGGACUCCCAAGACGGGAAUAUUGUGGCAGCACGCGGCGGCCUGCCCGCUUCGGAUAUAGCUGGUUUCAUUAUGGGACGACGAUACCUGCAGCACCGGCGCGACCAUCGCUUCAGAGAGCUCCAAGUAGUAAAGGCCCCAGUGCCACCACCACCUGCACCGCCGUCUCUGCCACCGCCAUCACCUUUCCCACCCUCACCACCCCCACCGUCGCCUUUCCCGCCUUCUCCCCCGCCGCCCACGCCUCCACCGCCUUCACCACCCCCACCCACUCCUCCACCUCCAUUCCCUCCCCCGCCUACUCCUCCGCCUCCAUCACCACCACCGCCUGCUCCACCCCCACCCUCACCACCCCCACCCUCACCACCACCGCCCCCACGGCUUCGCCCGCCGCCUCCUUCUUCAGUCCGUCGGCCACCUCCUCCCUCAUCAUCCAAGCCACCACCGUCGCCGUCGCCCUUACCUCCCUCUAGUCUUCCACCAGUUCCCUCCUCUCGGUCGCCUCCGCCGUCGCCGCUGCCACGUUCGUCACCGUUGCCUUCCCAACCGCCUCCGCCAUCCUCGCCACCACCCCCACCGCCUCCGCCGCCCCCGUCGCCCCCGCCACCAUCCCCGGCGCCUCCUUCACCGUCCCCACCGCCUCUGCCGCCCUCGCCGCGUCCCCCGUCGCCGCUGCCACCCUCACCGCCGCCCCCGUCGCCCCCGCCACCAUCCCCGGCGCCUCCUUCACCGUCCCCACCACCUCCGACGCCUUCGCCGCGUCCCCCGUCUCCUCUUCCUCCCUCGCCCCCGCCGCCUCCACCGCCACUGCCACCAGCCCCCUCGCCUCCUACGCCGCCCCCACCACCGCCGCCGCCUUCGCCGCCUCCCCCGUCGCCUCCUCCUCCCUCCCCUCCGCCGCCUCCACCGCUCCUGCCACCAUCCCCUUCGCCUCCUUCGCCGCUCCCACCACCUCCACCGCCCUCUCCACCUCCCCCGUCACCCCCGCCACCCUCACCGCCGCCUCCGCCACCUCCACCACCAUCCCCGGCGCCUCCUUCGCCUCCCCCACCCCCUCCUCCACCCUCGCCGCGGCCCCCAUCGCCUUUGCCACCCUCACCGCCGCCUCCGCCGCCUCCACCACCAUCCCCACCGCCCCCUUCACCACCACCGCCACCGCCUCCCCCCUCGCACCCGCCGCCAUCGCCGCCACCUCCGCCACCUCCGCUUCCGCCGCCAUCGCCGCCACCACCGCCCUCAUUGCCACCUCCGUCCCCGCCUCCUCCGCCUCCGCCUCCGCCGUUUCCGCCACCACCCCUUCCACCACCGCCACCUACGUCCCGCUCUGCCUUUCCGCCCCCACGGGCAGUGCGCUCGCCCCCACCUUCACCUUACUCCCCGCCGCCAUCGCCCCUUCCCCCGCCUCCGUCACCGCCACCAGCAAACCCCUUCUCAGGCCUCGCCUGUCCCGACGCAUCCGCCGUGCUCGACGCCGCCAACGCCUACCGUGCGCUGCACCAGGCGGCGCCCCUGCAGUGGGACGCUGGACUAGCGGCGGACUCUCAGGCCUACGCCGCGGUGCUGGCGGGCAGUAACCAGUGUGUGCUGCAGCACUCCAACGUGGGAGGGGAGAGCCUGUACUCUAUGACCAGCUAUCCCAAGCCCGACGCGACAUGCCAGCGUGCCAUAGACUCCUGGUACCGCGAGGUCAAGAUGUACAACUUUGCCACCAGUACGCCGUACGACACAAACGUGGGCCGUGGCACCAUGCACUUCGUACAGCUGGUGUGGCGGAGCACUACGUCAUUCGGUUGCGGUGUGGCCCUGGCGGAUCAAGCCAUCCCCAACAUGCCCGGCAUGGGAGGCUGCAAGGUGAUCGUGUGCCGUUUCCGAACGGGCUUCCUGGCCAGCAACGAGGAACUUGCAAGGAACGUGUUCCCCCCGCUUGCUUGAGCCCCAUGGACCAAGCUGGAAGGACGUGGAGUGAGCUAGGACGUGGAGUGAACUACGACGUGCCGCAAUAUGUGGACGAGAUAACACCUAGGUGCCUGCAAUCUUGUUUUGCAGCAGUAGCACAGCGUGGAUGCCCCAACACCAGCCAGCAGCUCCAGCCAACUACCACUACGUACGAUUAGUGCCAUGCGCGAAGUUGCUAGCGUGCCUCCCGAUUUUGUGGAUUACUGCACGCAAAUAUGAUGACGCAGGUUUGUCGUACUUAUAAAUGGUGACUGAUACUGCUUACUUGAAUCCCCGCCUGUGGACUUGUUACUAUCUCCCCCCUAACAUAUUGCUAAAUACAAUGAAUUCCGGCUUACGGUUAUUAACCUCAUUUAUCUGUAUAUACUGUUCUUGAUAUGCCUUUAUCUAUAUAUAGUGUUCUUGAUAUGCCCGGAGGUAGACCCGGAGGUAUCACUGUUUAGCAGGCCUACCCAUGGAUCUUGGCAGACUUAUGUAUUGCUUAUAAGGUUUUUGAUUUCUGACUUGCAGAGAUGCUGUGUGCGGUCUGAGGAGUAAGUUUGCGGUGAUGGAUCACGUUUCAUGUAGCUGGGUGUCAUGUUUUUGUGGUACAGAGUCUGACACAUUUCAGCCGACGUCAGCUGCGAACGUUGGCAUGUUUUACUGUACGUUGCAGGGGGGCUGGAACUAAUGCCUUAGUCAUAAUACCGAUUCACUGUAUGGAUCUUGUUUUAUGCACGCGAUUUAGCUUUUUCACUUUUUAGACUCUUCCCUUUAUACGACGCUGUAUGUGCUUAACUACCGGUACCCAUGACAUGUGGAUGCGCAGAGCGCUUCGGCAGUGCUUAUUGCAGGAGUGAUGUUUUGUGAGACGGUUACGUACGCGUAUAUAUCCGCUUAUACCUGUUCAUGGCUUGUACGUGUCCCUGUGUUGCUCCCAGUUUUCUAAUCCUUGCUCUCCUAAUUCCUGUGAUUCAGAUCAUAUAGGAUCCAACUAGGUCUUCAGCUAGUUUCAUACCCGGCUAGAUCUCUACCUUCUUGCAUGAUCUAGCUGGAUCGCGGAGGAGUGCGUAGGCAACAUGAUGCCCAC
Astrephomene gubernaculifera is the source of this 3376-nucleotide messenger RNA. The record is from the annotation of a GenBank genome assembly. NCBI's taxonomy places the organism in Eukaryota, Viridiplantae, Chlorophyta, Chlorophyceae, Chlamydomonadales, Astrephomenaceae.